Homo sapiens (human) is the source of this 2304-nucleotide messenger RNA. It is a transcript of the gene PTPN6, whose product is annotated as protein tyrosine phosphatase non-receptor type 6. Bases 158 to 2032 code for a protein of 624 amino acids. The transcript is spliced from 16 exons. The record is from RefSeq and is marked reviewed. NCBI's taxonomy places the organism in Eukaryota, Metazoa, Chordata, Mammalia, Primates, Hominidae. Gene Ontology annotation, molecular function: protein tyrosine phosphatase activity; cell adhesion molecule binding; SH3 domain binding. Gene Ontology annotation, cellular component: cytoplasm; alpha-beta T cell receptor complex; cell-cell junction. Gene Ontology annotation, biological process: negative regulation of antigen receptor-mediated signaling pathway; T cell costimulation; negative regulation of mast cell activation involved in immune response.
AGUGGAGUGGCAGCCCCAGAACUGGGACCACCGGGGGUGGUGAGGCGGCCCGGCACUGGGAGCUGCAUCUGAGGCUUAGUCCCUGAGCUCUCUGCCUGCCCAGACUAGCUGCACCUCCUCAUUCCCUGCGCCCCCUUCCUCUCCGGAAGCCCCCAGGAUGGUGAGGUGGUUUCACCGAGACCUCAGUGGGCUGGAUGCAGAGACCCUGCUCAAGGGCCGAGGUGUCCACGGUAGCUUCCUGGCUCGGCCCAGUCGCAAGAACCAGGGUGACUUCUCGCUCUCCGUCAGGGUGGGGGAUCAGGUGACCCAUAUUCGGAUCCAGAACUCAGGGGAUUUCUAUGACCUGUAUGGAGGGGAGAAGUUUGCGACUCUGACAGAGCUGGUGGAGUACUACACUCAGCAGCAGGGUGUCCUGCAGGACCGCGACGGCACCAUCAUCCACCUCAAGUACCCGCUGAACUGCUCCGAUCCCACUAGUGAGAGGUGGUACCAUGGCCACAUGUCUGGCGGGCAGGCAGAGACGCUGCUGCAGGCCAAGGGCGAGCCCUGGACGUUUCUUGUGCGUGAGAGCCUCAGCCAGCCUGGAGACUUCGUGCUUUCUGUGCUCAGUGACCAGCCCAAGGCUGGCCCAGGCUCCCCGCUCAGGGUCACCCACAUCAAGGUCAUGUGCGAGGGUGGACGCUACACAGUGGGUGGUUUGGAGACCUUCGACAGCCUCACGGACCUGGUGGAGCAUUUCAAGAAGACGGGGAUUGAGGAGGCCUCAGGCGCCUUUGUCUACCUGCGGCAGCCGUACUAUGCCACGAGGGUGAAUGCGGCUGACAUUGAGAACCGAGUGUUGGAACUGAACAAGAAGCAGGAGUCCGAGGAUACAGCCAAGGCUGGCUUCUGGGAGGAGUUUGAGAGUUUGCAGAAGCAGGAGGUGAAGAACUUGCACCAGCGUCUGGAAGGGCAGCGGCCAGAGAACAAGGGCAAGAACCGCUACAAGAACAUUCUCCCCUUUGACCACAGCCGAGUGAUCCUGCAGGGACGGGACAGUAACAUCCCCGGGUCCGACUACAUCAAUGCCAACUACAUCAAGAACCAGCUGCUAGGCCCUGAUGAGAACGCUAAGACCUACAUCGCCAGCCAGGGUUGUCUGGAGGCCACGGUCAAUGACUUCUGGCAGAUGGCGUGGCAGGAGAACAGCCGUGUCAUCGUCAUGACCACCCGAGAGGUGGAGAAAGGCCGGAACAAAUGCGUCCCAUACUGGCCCGAGGUGGGCAUGCAGCGUGCUUAUGGGCCCUACUCUGUGACCAACUGCGGGGAGCAUGACACAACCGAAUACAAACUCCGUACCUUACAGGUCUCCCCGCUGGACAAUGGAGACCUGAUUCGGGAGAUCUGGCAUUACCAGUACCUGAGCUGGCCCGACCAUGGGGUCCCCAGUGAGCCUGGGGGUGUCCUCAGCUUCCUGGACCAGAUCAACCAGCGGCAGGAAAGUCUGCCUCACGCAGGGCCCAUCAUCGUGCACUGCAGCGCCGGCAUCGGCCGCACAGGCACCAUCAUUGUCAUCGACAUGCUCAUGGAGAACAUCUCCACCAAGGGCCUGGACUGUGACAUUGACAUCCAGAAGACCAUCCAGAUGGUGCGGGCGCAGCGCUCGGGCAUGGUGCAGACGGAGGCGCAGUACAAGUUCAUCUACGUGGCCAUCGCCCAGUUCAUUGAAACCACUAAGAAGAAGCUGGAGGUCCUGCAGUCGCAGAAGGGCCAGGAGUCGGAGUACGGGAACAUCACCUAUCCCCCAGCCAUGAAGAAUGCCCAUGCCAAGGCCUCCCGCACCUCGUCCAAGAGCUUGGAGUCUAGUGCAGGGACCGUGGCUGCGUCACCUGUGAGACGGGGUGGCCAGAGGGGACUGCCAGUGCCGGGUCCCCCUGUGCUGUCUCCUGACCUGCACCAACUGCCUGUACUUGCCCCCCUGCACCCGGCUGCAGACACAAGGAGGAUGUGUAUGAGAACCUGCACACUAAGAACAAGAGGGAGGAGAAAGUGAAGAAGCAGCGGUCAGCAGACAAGGAGAAGAGCAAGGGUUCCCUCAAGAGGAAGUGAGCGGUGCUGUCCUCAGGUGGCCAUGCCUCAGCCCUGACCCUGUGGAAGCAUUUCGCGAUGGACAGACUCACAACCUGAACCUAGGAGUGCCCCAUUCUUUUGUAAUUUAAAUGGCUGCAUCCCCCCCACCUCUCCCUGACCCUGUAUAUAGCCCAGCCAGGCCCCAGGCAGGGCCAACCCUUCUCCUCUUGUAAAUAAAGCCCUGGGAUCACUGUG